AUGGGUGACCGUUACAAUAUACAUACCCAGCUCGAGCAUCUGCAGUCCAAGUACGUGGGUAGGUGUCCUUUUUUCUGUUUUAUUAUUUCGUAGGCACCGGCCAUGCGGAUACUGUGAAAUGGGAGUGGCUUACGAAUCAACACCGAGACAGUUGCGCAUCAUACCUCGGUCACUUCGACGUGCUUAACUAUCUGGCUCUCUGUGAAAGCGAAUCGAAGGCCAGGAUAAGAUUCAAUCUGAUGGAGCGCAUGCUUCAGCCUUGUGGACCCCCUCCAGAACGGCCCGAUUCAUGA
This is a messenger RNA of Spirometra erinaceieuropaei, 293 nucleotides long. NCBI's taxonomy places the organism in Eukaryota, Metazoa, Platyhelminthes, Cestoda, Diphyllobothriidea, Diphyllobothriidae. The record is from the annotation of a GenBank genome assembly.